Molecule: messenger RNA, 1262 nt
Organism: Coregonus clupeaformis (lake whitefish)
Lineage: Eukaryota; Metazoa; Chordata; Actinopteri; Salmoniformes; Salmonidae
Gene: rab10
Product: RAB10, member RAS oncogene family
Exons: 6
Coding region: 508-1113 (201 amino acids)
Biological process (GO): cellular response to insulin stimulus
Cellular component (GO): recycling endosome; Golgi apparatus; insulin-responsive compartment
Molecular function (GO): GTPase activity; GTP binding
Source: RefSeq, a predicted model, not a curated record
UGUAAACUAGGGUGUCGCCGUGGUGGCUGUAUUCGCAGGCAACAGUCUGUUUCUGCUAAUCAUCGACAAAACAAAUAACUGUGAUAAGAUCGACAAUUUGACCUCCGAAAAUUUAUAAUUUGUCUUGAUCGAGAGUCCCAAAGCGUUUGGAAUGACGGGGUAUGCCGAGAAUUUAAAUGAGCUCGGUGGUAGUUUGAAGAAAGAGUAAGUCGGGGGAGCCAUUUUGUCUCGACAGGGUGAGAGAAAGAAAGAGUGGAAUCACACGGGAGAAGAUAUAUAUUUUUGUUGCUUUUUAUUCACAUGCUGUAAGAGAAACUGUUCUGCUUUGGAAAUAACAUUAGCUACUUGUCGGAUACUGUUGCGACACGCUACCUAACUAACUUGGACAUCAACAUAUCAAAAUUACACGCAUAUAUUAUACAGCGUUCCUCUGCUUGGGACGCGGGCUGGCUCUAGACCUGCCGUAGAUAGUUUAUCCUCUGUCUGGCGAACACAUCUGCUUUCUCGAUGGCGAAGAAGACCUACGACCUGCUUUUCAAACUCCUGCUGAUCGGGGACUCGGGCGUGGGGAAGACCUGCGUGCUGUUCCGAUUCUCAGACGACGCCUUCAACACCACCUUCAUCUCCACCAUAGGAAUAGACUUCAAGAUCAAAACUGUUGAACUCCAAGGAAAGAAGAUCAAAUUACAGAUAUGGGACACAGCUGGUCAGGAGCGGUUCCACACCAUCACCACGUCCUACUAUCGAGGCGCCAUGGGCAUCAUGCUGGUCUAUGACAUCACCAACGCCAAGAGCUUCGAGAACAUCAGCAAGUGGCUCCGCAACAUCGACGAGCAUGCCAACGAGGACGUGGAGAGAAUGCUGCUAGGCAACAAGUGUGACAUGGAGGACAAGAGGGUGGUACCAAAGGCCAAGGGAGAGCAGAUUGCCAGAGAACAUGGUAUUAGGUUUUUUGAGACGAGUGCUAAGGCCAACAUCAGCAUUGAGAAGGCUUUCCUCACGCUAGCAGAAGACAUCCUAAGAAAGACGCCCGUCAAAGAGCCCAACAGUGAAAACGUGGACAUCAGCGGUGGGAGUGGAGUCACAGGAUGGAAGAGCAAGUGUUGCAGUUAGAACAGACAUGCCACUCUUUAUCGCUAAUCGCUAACUCUCUCUAACACUCAUCCAUCCCCUCUAUCUGUUGUCAUCAAUUCUCUCUCUCUCGCUCCUGUAUCCUCCCUAUCCCCCCCCUCUCUCUCUCUCUCCCCUAUCCUCUCUCUCUC